ACUUUCAGACACAUGUCAUAAUAUCAAUUUAUGGGCAUAGAGUCAUUUUAAUUGGUACAGCGGCUUUUUAGACCAACAAGUGAAAUACCUUCUUUGACAGAGCUGCAGAAUAAUUCUUGGACAAACAUAAAUGGACUGACCAAGUCUUUAAGGAGAGAUGUGAAAAAAAGUAACAUCCCAAAGGGUUUACAGAACACACUAUGUGUUGCAAAUCUGUAGCGUGGAAUAAAGAGAACAUUUUGCAGCCAACACAUCAAAACAGAAAAGAGAUGCUGUUUUUUUAGCCUUGCUGCACAGCGAAUUGAUUGGGCUCUGAAGAAAAAGGCCAUUUCUUCCUGAAAGGGCGUCCAUAGAUUAAAAAAAAAAAUGCAUGAUUCUGUUUUUACCAAGAAAAACCAGAAAGUCACUGUCCUAAAAUUUAAGACUUUACAAUUUAAAAUGAGUAAUUUAACACUAUUUAUGGCUAUAAAAGUAACAAGUCAAAAUAUUUUACCCCAUUGACGGAUUUUCUUCUAACUAAACAACAGAAUCUACAACGGCGGAGAAAAUCGUCUGACCAAAUAUCCUUAUUUUAAGAAAAAAAUGUUGUUACUAAGACAUAUUUUCUCAAAAUAGGAUUAUUUGGCUAUUGAAAAUUUUUCUUCAUAAUAUUAUUUAUCUUUGUAAUACAGAUAAAAGACACAUUUAUUAUACCAAUGGGAGUUUUUGCAGUGUUUAAACAAUUUAAUCCCCCUGGACCAUGGGUGUCAGGUGCUUUGCAGCGCUGGAACUGUCAUAUCAUAACAGGUGGACAUACACCUCCACUGAAGGAACAAAAAUGUAAUUGUGCUGAUAAGAUCCUGUUAUUUUUAUUCUCUUCAGUAAAAUGUAUAUAGAUCCAUACAUUUGUCAUUACAUCUGUAACGGCCCCUAAAACAAUAUUGAUGCAACAGCUUACAACCAACUCCUGCAAAGAUAAUUAUUGAUUGGAGGUGUGUCUACAAGGAGGUUUUUUUUUUCCUUUCGCUGUACAACAGCGCUUAGAGACGAGAAAUUGUUUGUGAGUGUGAUGCAUAUGUCAGGUGUUGUAUUCCUGCUGCCUAAAAAUACUCUAAACACUGAGCUUGAGAGAGCCGUUACCAUUCCAGCUCUGUAUUUGACUCCAUAAUUCCACAGUAGAUAGGUCUCUGGAGUAUACAGACACACACACACAGUUAAUGGAAGUUCUCUGAAGAUAGUUGAGGUCACUAUUCUGUUCUGUGAAGGAUUUCAAAGAGGAGAAACAUGUCCUCCUGUGUGGAAAAGUCCAGAGGUAGGAAUCCGUAUGCAGCGGUACAGGUGGACCCGGACAGUGACUACAUCACACCAGGAACUCUAGACUUGGAGCAGCUUUUCUGGUCUGGACCCACAGCUCAGUAUGCACACGUCAACCAGGUGUGGCCGAGAAUUUACCUUGGCGACGAGAAAACAGCUUUGGAGAGGCCUGCUUUGAAGGAUCUGGGAAUUACACAUGUCCUCAAUGCGGCAGUAGGAAAGUGGAACAACGUGCUGACUGUACUUCAGUCAAGCUGCAGAAUUUAUUCACGAGGCCCUCAUCCACCCACAGAACAUGGUUCUGGUGCACUGUGUGAUGGGUCGGAGCCGGUCGGCAACUUUAGUUUUGGCGUAUUUGAUGAUAAAGGAACAUUUAUCCGUUGUGGAUGCUGUGGAGCAUGUACGACAGCGCCGCUGUAUCCUGCCCAAUCAUGGUUUCCUGAAACAGCUCAGGGCUUUGGACAUCGCCCUGCAGGAGGAGAAGCUGAGACUGAAAAGGAAAGAUGAAUGAGUUCACACCUCCUAAAUAAUUUUACUAAAGACUUCCAAUUUUUCAUUGUUUUAUUCUCAUGUAAUCAUAAAACGUUCUGUUUUUGAAUUGCA
Molecule: messenger RNA, 1896 nt
Organism: Oryzias latipes (Japanese medaka)
Lineage: Eukaryota; Metazoa; Chordata; Actinopteri; Beloniformes; Adrianichthyidae
Product: dual specificity phosphatase 29
Biological process (GO): protein dephosphorylation; negative regulation of MAPK cascade
Cellular component (GO): cytoplasm
Molecular function (GO): MAP kinase phosphatase activity; protein tyrosine/serine/threonine phosphatase activity
Source: RefSeq, a predicted model, not a curated record